Arachis ipaensis is the source of this 690-nucleotide messenger RNA. The record is from RefSeq and is a predicted model, not a curated record. Lineage: Eukaryota; Viridiplantae; Streptophyta; Magnoliopsida; Fabales; Fabaceae.
AUGGGGGACGAUCCGGGAAGGCUGUAUCGACUGGAUGGAGUCGCUCAUAUAGCCGGGGUGAUCAACGACGAGCCCCGGCGUUGCAUAUCGAGCAUGCGGCGGCAACAGAGGAUGCGACUGGAUGAGAGGUACGUUCCGUACUUGCAGAUGGCCGGAUUAUACCAUCUUGCGAGACUGAACGACAGAUUGUUCAGAUUGGACGAGCCCCUUGUGAGUGCCUUCGUGAAGCGGUGGCGUCCGGAGACGCACACGUUCCACAUGCUGUUCGGAGAGUGCACGAUCACACUUCAGGACGUUGUGUACCAGUUGGGGUUGCCAGUGGAUGAACGUUACGUCAGUGGUUGCCUGACAGACUUCCACGUAUAUAUAGAGGGUGACAAGCCAGCUUGGCAGUGGUUCCAUGAGUUGCUCGGUGUGUUACCUCCCGCGAACCAGAUACAGAAGUUCGCAGUGAACUAUACCUGGUUCCAGGAGACUUUUGGAGAGUGCCCUGAGGAGGCAGAUGAGGAGACGGUGAGGCGCUUUACCCGUGCCUAUAUCAUGAUGUUAUUGGGCACCCAGCUGUUUGACGACAAGUCAGGCAAUCGUAUACACAUCAGAUGGUUACCGUUUGUGGCUAGGCUUGAGGAGAUGGGUGGCUAUAGCUGGCGGUCGGCGACACUAGCAUGGUUGUACCGGUGCAUAUGCUGA